AUGAAGACUUUACUGAUAGGGAUCUCACUAGUUCUGUCGAUGAUCGUCAGCAUUCAUAGUGAAGAUCCUACAUCGACGUCUGCGGUUACAACAUCGGAAGAGAUCCUUGCUUCGAGUCCGUCACCUUCAACAGCACAACCUUCGACACCGAAAACUUCUACAACUGUAGAAUCGAAAGAGAGUACGUCAAUCCAAAGCACUACAUCGAAAUCUGAGUCGACAUCAAUCCCACUUACUGGUCCCUCCUCUACGAAUGCAGUUGAUACUUCAAAAACGCCGAUGACCUCAGACCCGGCAACAUCUCCCGCCAUUGUCACAACUCCGUCCGAGGUGGUAACUACUACAAAAAUACCGGAUCCAACAACCAUGAUAUCAGGAAGUACAGAACCUCUCGGGGACAUGACGGUAACAAGUCCAGCUGAUAAGAAGACAACGAAAGAAACUGAGGCAACUGCGGUAAGUGCUAAGGAUAGCACUGCUCUUCCCUCUACUUCGGAGAAGUCACCCAUUACCGCUUCGGUAACCUCAGGUAAUUUACCCACUGCUAUUCCUGAAACUACGAAAGGAAAGUUAUCCACUCCUACUUUUGUAACCUCAGCGCAGUCAGCAACCGUGGGAAGUGUUUCUGUCACAGCCACUUCGAAAGUUUCUACGAUUACGACCACAGGUGCAGACCACGUCGGGUCUUCUGUUUCUGUUACUGUGGAAAAAUCGACAUCUGGGAUUCCUUUCGAGUCCGGGACGACAGCAAGUGGAAGACCUGAUAUAACAGUUAGUUCUGCGACACCCGCGCAGGAGGUAUCCACGCCUGGGCAAUCAACAGAGGUGCAUACACAACCAACACUGAUUGUCCCCAGUACGACCACUGAAAACUCUGCUGUUGUUUCCCUCACAAAUCGAGUAAUCUUUGUCUUAGUGUUGAUUGUUUUAUUACAUUAA
This is a messenger RNA of Necator americanus (New World hookworm), 939 nucleotides long. RefSeq lists its product as uncharacterized. The transcript is spliced from 2 exons. The record is from RefSeq and is a predicted model, not a curated record. NCBI's taxonomy places the organism in Eukaryota, Metazoa, Nematoda, Chromadorea, Rhabditida, Ancylostomatidae. Bases 1 to 939 code for a protein of 312 amino acids.